CCUAAACGCUUGAACGAUAACAUUAGACCUAUAUUGACACUAACGAGUUAGUUUUACUUUCAUUUAGUGUUUUCGUUUCACGCCGUAAACAGUUGGGACUACGAAUUUCUUGCUGAAAAGGAACAUUUCCAUAAAGAGCUUGUGUAUACAGUUUUAGAAGUUUUACUGCAUGGUGCGAGUCAUCCAAUUUCAGUGAUACACUUGAACCAAGGUGUAUGUAUAUAUACAAUCUGGGUAGGUGAAAGCCCUGGUGGUGAUGGCAGAAGAUAAAGGAGAACAAGGAAACCAAAAACCUUAUACUCCAAGUGGUGGAAGUGGGAUUCAAGAGAAUGGCCCUGCCGACUCUAAUACAGCCUCUAUAAGAAUGUCGCCAACAAAAAGUAGAAACACAGUCAUUGCCAGAGUGAGGCUUUUAGAUGGAUCAGAUGUGGAGUACCAGCUGGAUAAAAAAGUUAGAGGAGGAGAACUUUUUAAUAAAGUUUGCAGUCAUUUGGAUCUUCUUGAAAAGGAUUAUUUUGGCCUUUCCUACAGAGACCAUGAUGAAGCAAGAAAUUGGUUACAUUUUGACAAAGGAAUAAUCAAGCAACUGAAAAACCAGCCGUUGAUCUUUUCAUUUGAGGUCAAGUUUUACCCACCAGAUCCAGCACAACUUCAGGAAGAUAUCACUAGAUAUCAGCUGUGCUUGCAAAUUAAAAAUGACAUCCUCACUGGAAAGCUGCCUUGUUCAUUUGUCACUCAUGCCUUGCUUGGAUCCUACCUGGUUCAGUCUGAAAUUGGAGAUUAUGACCUAGAAGAACAUGGAACUGACUAUUUGUCUAACUUUAGCUUUGCUCCCAAUCAAACUUCUGAAUUAGAGGAGAAAGUUAUUGAAUUGCAUAAGCAACAUAAAGGACAGUCACCUGCAGAUGCUGAAUUACAUUAUCUUGAAAAUGCUAAAAAACUAGCAAUGUAUGGGGUAGACCUUCAUCAAGCCAAAGAUUCUGAAGGUGUGGAUAUACUAGUAGGAGUAUGUUCAUCAGGCCUACUCAUUUACAGAGAUCGUCUUCGAAUCAAUCGAUUUGCUUGGCCAAAGAUCCUAAAGAUUUCUUACAAACGUAACAAUUUUUACAUCAAGAUUCGGCCUGGAGAGUUUGAGCAGUUUGAAAGCACAAUAGGGUUCAAACUUGUCAACCACAAAGCUGCUAAACGGUUGUGGAAAGUUUGUGUAGAACAUCACACUUUUUUCAGAUUAAUGACACCUGAACCUCCCCCAAAACAAAAGCUGUUUGCCCCACGAUUUGGAUCCAAAUUUCGUUACUCGGGACGAACUCAGUAUCAGACUCGUCAAGCCAGUGCACUUAUUGAUCGACCGCCUCCCGACUUUCAGCGAACACUCAGCAACAAACGGUUAACAAGAAGCAUGGACAGUGCUCCAGGUUAUGGAAGAAAUCGUCUUCCUCCAGAGAAACGACAAGACGAAUCCAAACGUCACACUCUUGCAGGUUCCGUCGUGAGAACACCCACCUCAGAGGACAACAAAGUGAAAUCUGCCGUGACACCGGACAGGAGUAGUAAAGAGUUAAGAGACAUAGAAACUGACCCUGAUAAGAAACAUGAAAGUAGGAAACCUAUUGGAGGUGUUGCAGUAUUGCCUCCAGUUGACCUGAAAAAGAUGGAACAGCGAAGAAGCCGACACGAGGCUGAAGCUGUUGAAGAUGAAAUGACACAAAAAGAUGUAAAAUUGACAAAAGAAGGUCGACCUGAGAGAGAUUAUACUGAUCUUGAUAAAAAGUUAGAGAAUUCUCCAGUAGUGUCAGCAUCCACUAUGACAGCUACUUCCUCUGUUAGUACUCUCACAACAAAACAAUCCACUCAACAUGACAAAACACCUGAACAGAAGGUAGUCACUUCAAAGACAACUCGCACUACAGUCAGUGAACAGAAAACCAUGACCCAACAAGUCUCAAAAAGCACUAGGAUUAUCUCGGGAACACUAGAUGAGUUACAGGCUCUGAUGGGAGAAAAUGUUAAAGAAGAAGCUGGAGGAGUUAUAACCGCAUCACCUAUCAUCACCAGAGAAACAACUAAACAGUUCUAUAGGUCUGAAUAUAAAGAACCUCCACCGCCGCCACCACCACCACCAGCAUUUGCUACACCCAUUUCAUCAGAACCUGCUACAGCUGUGGAAUCACCCUCUGUUACAACUACUUCCUUAAGCAAAAAGACUAUAGAAACAAUGGCAUAUAAGAUGGAAGAGGAUGGUAGAGUAGAAUCAUUCAAAGAUGAGAAGAUAACCAUAGAGAAUGAGGGAGACCCCAUUGAUUAUGAUCGUGCUCUAGCUGAAGCCAUUCAACAAGCUACCAUGAUGAACCCUGACAUGACAGUGGAGAAGAUCGAGAUUCAGCAUCAGUAGUUGGUCAUCAUUGCCGGAAACUGUUGGUAGAUGUUGAGGUCACUGAAACUUUCUUGAGAUCUCCAUAAUCAUAAAGUAUGGAAGACCAAAGAACAGUCCACCAGUCCUCAGGAAGACUUGAAUGAGUUAAAGAUUCAACCAGUAAUUCUAAAAAACUACAGCUAUGUUUCAUUAACUUGUUAUUAGAUUUAAUAUAUAUAUAUGUUAUUUUCAGUCCAUAUUUCUUAAGCAUGUGCAUCUUGUUUCCAUUCUGAAGUAUCCAUGAAAUGAGUAUCAUAGGUGAAAUUCAAAUAAAUUUUAGUAUAAAAUGUUUAACUUUGUAUUAACGUUCUGCCAUGCUUUACUUAAACACUUACGUUUUGAAAUUGUUGAAAUCCUGGGGAAGGUUUGAUUUAGUAGACGCAUUUAAUGUAAAAUGGUUCUGUAACUGAUGCUGUAGAUGUGCAACUACUCGUAGCAGUUCAAUACAAGAAUAACAGUUUGACAGUCCUUAUGAAAACUUUAGGAAUAAACAAACAUUUAAAGCUGUGUACAAUUGACAUCAAGUACUUAUGCUGAAACUUGAUGAUUAAAGCUGUACACAACUAACAUCAAGUACUUAUACUGAAACUUGAUGAUAUUGCAAUUUUUUUUAUGUGACCUCCCUUUUUUCUUUUAUUAUUAAUAAUGUGUUUAAAAGUGUUUUAUCAGUGUCAGUUUUAGUUAUAAAAAAAGUCCUUGCAUGUAUUUUCUCUGUUUCUUGCUUGUUUUCAAAUUAGAAACUGAAUGGAAAGUACAGUGCAAGGUAAACCUUAAAUUUCAAUGUUGGCUUGAACUUUGUGUUUAUAUAUAACAGAAAUGAGUGCAUUAGUUACCCUCACAGAUGAGAGUUAAAUAGCCUUUUUUUUUGUUUCAUUUUCAUGUUCUGCAGGAUUUCUAGAGAAGUCUGUUUAUAGAAUCUAACAGAUUUUUAACUUGAUCUAUAGAGAAGAAUCUCAUCCUAAAGUUUUGAUCCAGUUGUAGUUUUAGUUGAUGUUUUGAACCCCAGCAGUGUAAAACUAGUCUGUAGAACACUGAAAGCUGCUCUCUGGUUGUCAUUGGUUUCGUAUUGAGGGUGUAUCCUGUAUUAGUUUCUACAAUUAAAAAAGUUUAAUUCACUGAAGCUAUAAAAGUUGAUUAGUUAGCAAUUUGUCCUUAAAUUACUGUAUGACUUUAUGGAUAUUGACGUUAUUGUACUUCAGAAACGUCUACAGGUCAGAAUGAUAAACAUCUGUUCAUGUUUUACAUGUUAUUUACCACUAGGUAGGAGAAUAUGCUGGAUAAUAACACAGAAAAUUGUAAUUUCCACUCAAUGUAUAUUUUCAUGGUUAAGUACUGUAAAGUUCAAGUGCUGUAAA
Messenger RNA from Limulus polyphemus (Atlantic horseshoe crab), 3768 nucleotides. RefSeq names its product protein 4.1-like. The record is from RefSeq and is a predicted model, not a curated record. Gene Ontology annotation, molecular function: actin binding; structural molecule activity. The coding region runs from base 257 to 2392 and encodes 711 amino acids. Gene Ontology annotation, cellular component: plasma membrane; cytoskeleton. The transcript has 17 exons. Lineage: Eukaryota; Metazoa; Arthropoda; Merostomata; Xiphosura; Limulidae.